Messenger RNA from Branchiostoma floridae (Florida lancelet), 1443 nucleotides. Its product is annotated as lecithin retinol acyltransferase-like. Gene Ontology annotation, cellular component: cytoplasm. The record is from RefSeq and is a predicted model, not a curated record. Lineage: Eukaryota; Metazoa; Chordata; Leptocardii; Amphioxiformes; Branchiostomatidae. Gene Ontology annotation, molecular function: glycerophospholipid phospholipase A1 activity; A2-type glycerophospholipase activity. The transcript is spliced from 3 exons. The coding region runs from base 2 to 535 and encodes 177 amino acids. Gene Ontology annotation, biological process: N-acylphosphatidylethanolamine metabolic process.
GAUGUCGUUCUCAUUUAACUUUUUAAGAACCCCCUGGAUGAGUUCUGAAGACGUCCGCCGAAACAACGAAGGCGUCCUGUCCAGCUGCAAGCAGGGAGACCUGUUAGAGUUUCCCAGGGGUAAGUUCUUCUCCCACUGGGGAGUGUAUGCGGGCGAUGGCAAAGUCAUCCACCGCACAGGAGACUACGGCGGCGGCAGCGGCUUCCUGGGGUAUCCGCUGAGCUCACUGUUCCCUUCUGGUGUGCAGGUCGGGAAGGCAAAGGACAUGGCCGUGCCGUCCGGGGACGAGGUCGUGGAGAGGGCUCGGUCCCGUCUGGGGGAGACCGGCUACAACGUGCUGUGGAACAACUGCGAACACUUCGCCACAGGCUGCCGCUAUGGGAAGGAACAGAGCCAACAGGCGAUCGUGGCCGGGUCCGUCAGCACGGGUCUCACGGCGGCAGGCUGGCUGACCGGCACACUGUCCAUCUUCAGCCUCGGUCUCGGAGCGCUGUUCGCUCUGCCCGUGUUCCAGAGCAAGAAAUCGUCCAAAUAGACUUGCCGCACAUUUGUGCCUCUUUCUUGCCCUCCUAAAUAUUAGUAGUGACUUGAGGUACAGGAAUGAAAAUAAACAGGAGAAACGUGCCCAUUACCUAUAUACCAUCUUAUCUAUAGUUUUCACGGCUCCCAUACGCCCGGCUUAUGCUACGGUCACAUGUGCACGUGUGAUUUUAACUGAGAGUUUUAAGAUUAUCCAGAGUCCCGACCGUACCCACAAAGUAGCCCGGUAGACACAGAGUGUCCAAUGGAGCUUCGAAGGGGUCCCGUAAACUACCCAAAGAGAAACCUUUUUCCAAAGUUGGACCAUAGCAUUACCAACCUGGGGUGUGGGGGCCGUGAAAAAAUUACCUGGUUUUGCAACCAGGCUACAUACCCAUAUCUUUUUGUCUCAUCUUGCCUGAAUGUUUGUAGAGACAAUAAUUUGCAUGUUUUAGACAGUUUUAGCUGGCUUUGUAAACAAUGUUGUGACGUGGUGAGGUAUAAGCGACUGAUGCACAACAGGACUUGUUAUACCAAACACUCACGAUUUGGGUCUGUGUCUUCUAAUAGGUCCUUGCAUGGUCAGAAAUUGUCCUGAUUUACUCGAAAUUUUCUAUCAUCUAUGUAUAGAUGCACUGCAUGUAUAGAACAGUGAAAUGAGAUCAUCUUCAUCUUCUACACUGAACAGCCCUUACCGAUAAUAGUUUUGUGGUCUAUUAUUGUUCUUAUAGCUGUCAAGUCAAUUUCUUUAAUGACUAUUGAUCUCGCAAAACCUUGAUAAAUAGAGGUAUUACCCCUGUAUGGCUAGUCUUAUCUCUGGUAAAACCAAUAUAACGGGCUAUGACUUUACCUGUGUAUCAAAUAUAUGUCAUGUAGAUUUAUGUACAUGUACCAUUGGACAUUGAUUAUUUGUAUUGCUACGAC